CCAUCUCUUUUCCUCAUCCCAGUCAUCUCAAAACCCUCCUCCUCCCAUCCUCCCUCAAGCUCUCAAUUUUUUUUUAUUAUCCGAUCGCCGGAAUUUUAACCGGUGACGUAAUUUUCCCGCCCUUUUUUGGAGGCUAAAACUUUUCUUGAUUAAAAAAAAAAAAAGAAGCUGGAGAUUCUAUAAGAGCGAGAACGAACCCCCCCCCGCGAAAUGACCUUGAGACCAUCGCGAUUCGCAUGGCACCAGCUGUUUUGUCUACCUUAAACGAACCGUCCUUCCAUGGACAAUGCGGCGCCGUUUUUAUGAGGAAAUUUACAAAACAAUCCGUCGCCGAGAACAGCAGUAGCCCUCUUCCUCCCCUCUUCAGCCCUAACCCUAACCCUAAUUUCGAUUCGAGCAAGGGGUUCGACGAUUCGUCUAAUUACGGAGGCUACGCUACUUUUAACCUCGCUGGGUACAACUCGAGUCAGCUCAGGGAGCUGAAGAAGCGCUUUACCUCGGAGCUCGAGCAGAUUCGGAUCCUCAGGGAACGGAUCGAGUCGGGAACGUUCGAGUCUCAGCGAGUUGAGGUAUCUGCCGUUCGAGUUGAAUCGAAGAAGCGAUGCAAUCCGUUCGGUUCCGAAGAGACUCCUCCGAAGCGGGAGAGAGUGUUGGCUUCUAUGUUGAAUACUUGCGGUCAGAUGUUGGUUAAGCUGAUGAAGCACAAAUGGGCCUGGGUGUUCAAUACCCCUGUCGAUGUGGUUGGUUUGGGGCUUCAUGAUUACCAUCUCAUCGUGAAGAAGCCCAUGGAUCUGGGCACCGUUAAGCUGAAUCUCGAAAAGGGCUUUUACGUUUCGCCGCUUGAUUUCGCGACUGAUGUUAGAUUGACGUUCAGGAAUGCGAUGGCGUAUAACCCCAAGGGGCAAGAUGUGUACUUUAUGGCUGAGAAGCUUCUUGAUCAGUUUGAUGUGGUGUUUAAUCCUGCUUUCAAGAAAUUCGAAGCUCAGCUGGUGAAGGUGAAGCAGAAACAUUGGAGUCAGAGUCCAGUGGAGGCGAAUGUGAGGAGAGGAACUGAACAGAUCUCAAUUGCCAAGAAGUUGGAUUCAGUGAAGCCCUUACAACCUACAUUGUCUCCUCCUCAAGUAGUUGAGCCGGCACGGGAGCGAACUCCUCCCCCUCCUCCUCAAGUGGAAGCACCUCCUGAUGUGAGUGAAGUAACCAAAGGGAGGAACGGGAAGUUGCCGAAGCCUAAGGCUAAGGAUCCAAACAAAAGGCUGAUGACAAUGGAGGAGAAGUCGAAGCUUGGUAUGAAUCUACAAGACUUGCCUCCCGAGAAGCUUGGACAGUUGGUUCAGAUUCUUAGGAAGAGAAACGGUCAUUUAGCUCAGGAUGGAGAUGAGAUAGAGCUAGAUAUUGAAGCUGUAGACAAUGAGACUCUGUGGGAGCUUGAUCGUUUCGUGACUAAUUACAAGAAGAUGGCUAGCAAAAUCAAGCGCCAAGGGUUUAUCCAUAACGUGUCAACUCCUCCAGCUGCUAGACACAUGGCUUCGGAUGCAGAAAUAGGUAGUGCGGAGAAGAGAACAAGGAAAGGGGAUGCAGGGGAAGAGGAUGUAGAUAUUGGAGAAGACAUACCAAUCGAAGAUUACCCAUCUGUUGAGAUCGAAAGAGAUGGUACUGCAGUAGCAGCUGCUGCUAGUAGCGGGUCUAGCUCUUCAGGCAGCUCUAGUUCUAGUAGCGGUUCUUCCUCUAGUGAUUCAGGGUCAGGUGGGAGUUCAUCAGGUAGUGAUUCUGAUGCAGAUAGUGUUCAAUCGCCAUUCGUGGAAGCAAAAGAAGCUCAAGGAUAGAAUCUCUUGGAGCUUAGUCUAUUCAAGUGCUAAGAGAGUUGAAAGCGUGGGUGUAAAGGGAGGAAACCUUAGGAAGCAGUAGAUGGUGUGGUUAGAUAGAGAGAAAUGAUAGUUUGAGGGAGAGGAGUUCGUUAUUUAAUUCACCUAUUAGAUUUAGAAAGUUGUUUAACUGUAAUUGUGAGAUGAAGAAAAGGGAAGGUGGAACUAGGAGAAAGAAUCAAUGCAAUGUAUUAACCGAGUGAUGUAAAUGGUUGGAAAAUCUUAAAAAAUAUCUUUAUUUGUUGAA
Molecule: messenger RNA, 2109 nt
Organism: Brassica napus (rape)
Lineage: Eukaryota; Viridiplantae; Streptophyta; Magnoliopsida; Brassicales; Brassicaceae
Product: transcription factor GTE7-like
Exons: 3
Coding region: 237-1823 (528 amino acids)
Molecular function (GO): protein binding
Source: RefSeq, a predicted model, not a curated record